AUGACCGCUGUUGUUGUCCGCCGACUAGCUGCCCUCUCUGGGGCUUCGGCGGUGGCACUAGGAGCCUACGGGGCGCACGGUUUUAAACACAGCGAUCCCGACGAUUACCAGAGAGUGCUAUUUGAAACCGCCAACAAAUAUCAUUUCUACCACAGUUUAGCCCUGCUAGGAGCUGCCCACUCCAGCAAACCUGCUGUGGCCGGGACCCUGUUGAUCACCGGUAUGGGAAUGUUCUGCGGAUCGCUCUACCACCAAGCCAUGACGGGGGACCCCGGCCUUCGCAAGGUUGCCCCUGUAGGAGGCAUGGCGAUGAUUGUGGGCUGGCUGGCGCUUAUCCUCUGA
Nerophis lumbriciformis (worm pipefish) is the source of this 342-nucleotide messenger RNA. The record is from RefSeq and is a predicted model, not a curated record. NCBI's taxonomy places the organism in Eukaryota, Metazoa, Chordata, Actinopteri, Syngnathiformes, Syngnathidae.